This is a messenger RNA of Ceratosolen solmsi marchali, 2752 nucleotides long. It is a transcript of the gene spel1, whose product is annotated as DNA mismatch repair protein spel1. Lineage: Eukaryota; Metazoa; Arthropoda; Insecta; Hymenoptera; Agaonidae. Bases 1 to 2694 code for a protein of 897 amino acids. Gene Ontology annotation, biological process: mitotic recombination; mismatch repair. The record is from RefSeq and is a predicted model, not a curated record. The transcript is spliced from 13 exons. Gene Ontology annotation, molecular function: ATP-dependent DNA damage sensor activity; mismatched DNA binding; ATP binding. Gene Ontology annotation, cellular component: MutSalpha complex; nucleus.
AUGUUCUCAUCUUCUUUUAUGUUCCAGAAACCAAAUAGCACCAUAAGAAUCUUUGACCGCUCGGAUUACUACACAUUACAUGGAAACGAUGCUCUAUUCGCUGCUAAGGAAAUUUUUAAAACAACCUCGGUUUGCAAGAAAAUUGGACCAGAGCACAACAAAAUUGACGGCGUAAUCCUAAAUAAAAAUCAUUUUGAGACCUUCAUACGUGACUUAUUACUUGUGAAGCAGUAUCGCGUUGAGGUUUACGUGAAUAACGGCUCGGCCAAGAAUCAGGAUUGGAACGUUGAAUAUAAAGGAUCGCCGGGUAAUCUCGCUCAAUUCGAAGAGGUCCUUUUUAACAAUAACGACGUUGCCGUCGAGUCUGCCAUUUUGGCCGUGAAAGUCGGAUCCGAGGGCACAUCCAAGAUCGUUGGCGUCAGUUGUAUCGAUUCGAUUAAAUCGAUAAUUUCAGUAUCUGAAUUCGAAGACGGCGAUUCGUUCAUGAAUCUCGAAACGAUCGUUGUAUUAUUAAAGCCAAAAGAGUGCGUAUUACAAGUUGGUGAAGGAAAUACCGACUUUCAAAUUGUUAAACAGCUUAUGGAACGAAAUAACGUUUUGGUAACGCCAAAGAAGAAACGCGAUUUUAGCACGGAUUCCCUAGUACAAGAUUUAAAUAAUCUGCUGAGAUUCAAUAAGGGCCAACAGCGUAAUUCUCAAGCCCUUCCGGAAAUUAAUUUAAAGCGGGCAAUGGCUGCGACUGCCUCUCUUAUAAGCUACUUAAAUCUGACGGCGAGCUCCGGCGAGGGCGGACUGUUCACCCUCGAGGAGAUCCCGCGCAACCAGUACCUGCGUCUCGAUGCCGCGGCCAUCAAGGCUCUGAAUCUGGAGCCGUCCGGGCGCCUCGGGGCCUCGGCCAACUCGAGCCUCCUCGGGCUCCUAGACAAAUGCAAGACGGCCCUUGGCAAACGACUGCUCGCCCAAUGGAUCAGGCAGCCGCUCCGCGACCUCGCCCUCAUCAACGAACGUCACGAGGUCGUCGAGGCCCUCGUCGCGGACACGGACACGCGCUCCACGCUCAGCGAGGACUACCUCGGUCGUAUACCCGACCUCCAUCAGCUUGCGAAGAAGCUCGGCAACAAGAAGGCAGGCCUGCAGGAGUGCUACAGAAUUUAUCAAUGCAUGAUGUAUUUGCCAUUGUUCCUUGAAAAGCUCAAUGCACUUGCUCAUGUACCUGCUGUGAAAGCCAUGAUUUUCGACUCGUUGAGAGAAAGUAUCGAAGAAAUGGAUAAAUUUCAGCAGAUGGUCGAGCAAACUAUUGACUUGGAUUCUGCGGAUAGAGGGGACUUUUUGGUGAAGGCAGAAUUCGACGAUGAAUUAAAAGUGCUUAAAUCAGAAAUGGACGAUAUUGAGAAUAAAAUACAAAAGGUCUUGCAUAAAGCAGCGAAUGAUUUGGGAAUGGAGUCGGGAAAGUCUAUUAAAUUAGAACUAAAUCCCCGACUUGGAUAUCUUUUUAGAAUUACAUUGAACGAAGAGAAGAAUAUUAGAAAUAAUAAAUCUUAUACGGUUGUAAAUUCAAUAAAAGGUGGCAUCCGAUUCAAGAAUAAGAAUUUGGAAAUUCUCAACGACGAAUAUUUAUCGAAAAAGAAUUCGUAUACCAGUCAGCAAAAACUCAUUGUCGCUGAAAUUGUAGAAACGGCAGCUGGCUACGUUCCUCCAAUAAAGGUCAUUGGUGGGAUUAUUGCAACACUCGACGUGUUAAAUUCUUUUGCACAAGUAGCAGUAAGUGCGAGUGAGAUGUACGUCCGGCCAAAAAUGUUGUCUAAUGAAACGCAAGAGCUUCGUCUCGUGAAAGUUCGACAUCCGUGUUUAGAAAUUCAAGAUGGAGUUAAUUAUAUUGCCAACGAUGCUCAUUUUACAAAAGACAGUCGAUUUCACAUUAUCACUGGACCAAACAUGGGUGGAAAAAGUACCUACAUCAGAUCAAUUGGAGUAACAGCAUUAAUGGCUCACAUUGGAAGUUUUGUACCAUGCGAAAGAGCCACCAUAUCGAUAUUGGAUUCUAUUUUGGCGAGAAUAGGCGCUGACGAUUCGCAAAUAAGAGGACUUUCCACCUUUAUGGCGGAGAUGGUCGAGACAUCCGCUAUUUUGAGAACGGCAACCUCUAAUUCGCUAGUUAUAAUUGAUGAACUUGGACGAGGAACUUCGACAUACGAUGGUUGUGGGAUAGCAUGGGCUAUUGCGGAACACUUGGCAAAAAAUGUAAAGUCAUAUUGUCUGUUCGCUACGCAUUUUCAUGAAAUUACGCGAUUGGCCGAAGAUGUGCCAUCGGUAAAUAAUUUUCAUGUUACGGCACUCGUCGACGAAAAACUGGUACUGUUGUACAAAGUUAAACCUGGAAUUUGUGAUCAAAGUUUUGGAAUUCAUGUCGCUAGAAUGGCUAAUUUUCCCGAUGAUGUGAUCGAGUUUGCCAAACAAAAACAAGCAGAAUUAGAGGAUCUACAAGGUGCUGUAUUCGAAGGAUCGGACAAUCCGGAAAAGAAAAGGAACAUCAUUAAUGACGGCGAAAAGAUGAUCAAAGACUUCAUGGAAAAAUGCACAGGUUCUAAUGAAUCUUUCACGGAUGAAGAAUUAAUAAACAGAGUCAGAAAUUUAAAGGAAGAAGUUCUAGCUCAUAAUAAUCCCUAUAUCAAAGCAUUAUUAGGAAUGUCAUAAUUAUAUUAAAAAUCGUUCUAAGCGUGCAAACCAUUCAGUAUUAUUAUAAGGAACAAUG